Parus major (Great Tit) is the source of this 7317-nucleotide messenger RNA. It is a transcript of the gene TEAD1, whose product is annotated as TEA domain transcription factor 1. Gene Ontology annotation, biological process: regulation of transcription by RNA polymerase II; hippo signaling; embryonic organ development. Lineage: Eukaryota; Metazoa; Chordata; Aves; Passeriformes; Paridae. The transcript is spliced from 14 exons. Bases 208 to 1509 code for a protein of 433 amino acids. Gene Ontology annotation, molecular function: RNA polymerase II cis-regulatory region sequence-specific DNA binding; DNA-binding transcription factor activity, RNA polymerase II-specific. The record is from RefSeq and is a predicted model, not a curated record. Gene Ontology annotation, cellular component: transcription regulator complex.
GUGGAAAAUUUUCGGGAGUCAGCAGAAACAUUGUAUCCAAAAAAGACAAAGUCGCAGUUACAGCAGCGCCGAGGAGAUUGUCCCUGGAAAACUUCCUUUCGGUUUAUUCCCUUGAAGACUCCAGGCUUAGGCUUGGAGACCCCAGCCAUCACCAUUGAGCCCAGCAGCUGGAGCGGCAGCGAGAGUCCUGCCGAAGACAUUGAAAGGAUGAGUGAUUCUGCAGAUAAACCUAUUGACAACGAUGCAGAAGGUGUCUGGAGUCCUGACAUUGAACAGAGCUUUCAGGAGGCUCUAGCAAUCUAUCCACCGUGUGGGAGGAGGAAAAUCAUCUUAUCAGAUGAAGGCAAAAUGUAUGGUAGGAAUGAAUUGAUAGCCAGAUACAUCAAACUUAGAACAGGGAAGACACGGACCAGGAAGCAGGUGUCUAGUCACAUACAGGUCUUAGCAAGAAAGAAAGUUCGAGAAAUUCAAGCCGCCAUUAAGGUGUCUAGUCACAUUCAGGUUCUUGCCAGAAGGAAAUCUCGUGAUUUUCAUUCCAAGCUGAAGGUAACAAGCAUGGAUCAGACAGCAAAGGACAAAGCUCUCCAGCACAUGGCAGCAAUGUCAUCAGCUCAGAUAGUCUCAGCUACUGCUAUUCACAACAAGCUGGGCCUGCCAGGAAUUCCCCGUCCUACAUUUCCUGGGGCACCUGGGUUUUGGCCGGGGAUGAUCCAAACGGGGCAGCCUGGAUCCUCACAAGACGUCAAGCCAUUCGUUCAGCAGGCCUAUCCUAUACAGCCAUCAGUCACAGCUCCCAUUUCAGGCUUUGAGCCCACAUCAGCUCCAGCUCCCUCAGUCCCUGCGUGGCAGGGCCGAUCCAUUGGUACGACCAAGCUCAGGCUGGUGGAGUUUUCGGCUUUCCUUGAGCAGCAGAGAGAUCCUGAAUCAUACAAUAAACACCUCUUCGUGCACAUCGGACACGCCAACCAUUCUUACAGCGACCCCUUGCUCGAGUCGGUGGACAUUCGCCAGAUCUACGACAAAUUCCCCGAGAAGAAGGGCGGCCUGAAGGAGCUCUUUGGGAAGGGGCCUCAGAAUGCUUUCUUCCUGGUAAAAUUCUGGGCUGACUUAAACUGCAACAUCCAAGAUGAUACAGGAGCGUUCUACGGAGUCACCAGUCAGUACGAGAGCUCAGAAAACAUGACAAUCACCUGUUCCACCAAAGUCUGCUCAUUUGGAAAGCAAGUAGUAGAAAAAGUAGAGACUGAAUAUGCAAGGUUUGAGAACGGCCGGUUUGUGUACAGGAUAAACCGCUCUCCCAUGUGUGAAUACAUGAUCAACUUCAUCCACAAGCUGAAGCAUUUACCAGAGAAGUACAUGAUGAACAGCGUCUUGGAAAACUUCACAAUUUUAUUGGUGGUAACAAACAGGGAUACACAAGAAACCCUGCUCUGCAUGGCUUGUGUAUUCGAAGUGUCGAACAGCGAACAUGGAGCACAGCAUCACAUCUACAGGCUUGUAAAGGACUGAGCAGUUAUUUAUAUAUACACUUCAUUUCACUUCUUUAUCAAAACACAGACUGUAAACCUCAACACUAAGUGGCAGUGCCUCUGGCCCAACUUUCACCCACAUUUUUCUAAAUCCUGUUUUAGUGAAGUCAUUUUUAAUGUGUUCAUAUAUAAUUGUAGCUGUGAAAUUCUGGUACAGUUGUAAAAAUUAUUUCUAAAACUAAGUGUUCUUCAAAAUUUGUAAACCACAGUUCUUUGGGAAGACUGUAUUUAAGAACCUAAUUGCCUCUGUCUGUGGAGGCCUAUUUUUAAUUCUGAUAGAAAAAUGUAUGACAGAGCAUUUGCCAUGGGGAAAAACUGACAGCAUUUAUAAGAAUUUAUUUUGGGUUUUUUUCCAACAUGAAAUACUUGUUUUACAAUGCAAGUGGAAUUGAAAUGAAUCUUUAGCUAUAACUGUAAAUGAGUACACAAAGUUAAUAAUCUCUAUAGAAUUAUCUUUGUAACUAAUUAGGGUGGAAGAUACGGACGAAUGUAAUUCACUAAAUUAUUUUUUAAAAUGAAACAUUUUUCUGUUUGAAACCAAAUGAAAAAUAUAGCCUUAAGAAAUGCCUGAUAGAAACAGACAGGUCCUAAAAUUAGGCAAAUUUUGUAUUUUUUUCUCAACGCUAAAACUAAUCUUCUAAUCCAUUAAACUUUCAAACAGGUAUUGCAGAGAAAGAAAGCAUCACCCCUUACCCCUAACAUAUCUAGUGUAUUUUAAAAGAGUAUAAAGUUGUAUUGUACUAAUAUGAAAAUUUGAUUAUUUAAUGAAAAAGAUGGCUCAUUUUGCAAUAAGUAGGUAAAUACUGAAGAUUUAGACUUGCAUUAUAUGUAGUCUCGUGUGUGCAGUUAUAUUUUAUAUGGACAACUGUGUUUUCUAAUAAGUUGAGCUAAAAACUUGCGACUCUGAAAUCCAGAGAUGAACGGAAACAGCUGAGAUUGCGACAGCAUCGAGUCAUUCGCAAACAGAGAGCAAAAACACUGAUGUGUCUGAAAGAAAAGUGUGUACACCUCUGAAAGGAUCAGCAGCUUUAAUAUCCGCGAGGCGCUAGGAAAUCACAACCAACAUCGGGCAGAGGAGAUGGGAAAGUGGAGAAUUUGAUUUUGUUUUUGUUCUCCUUUUCCUGUUAACCACGGUGCUCUUACACCUCUCCCAGUUGUGUCCCCAGGUCUGGCAAAGACCUUAUCCUCACACCUACCUACCAGGUGGGGUUCUGCUGUGCUCUUGGAUGUGGUGGUGUUGACCCUUCUGAGAAAUUCAGGGAAGAAUGCAGGAAGGGAAGCACAGCUGGAGAUGUUUUAAUCCUGUCAGGCCUGGCGCUGCAGGUGUGAGUGAGAGCAGCAGUCUCACCCCUCCUGGUCAGGACAGAGGCUGUUGCUCAGCUCCUCUCCUCCUGCUGCCCCUGGUUCCCCGAGCAGAAGUUGUUUGGGCAGGUGCUGGGCCAGCAGAGGCUUCUUGGGCAAAGCGUUUGUCUGAAAGGUGAGGGCUGCCCGGCCGAGCACCAGCCACCUUAGGGAUCAGUGAUGAGUUACCAGCAGAGAGGGUUUUCAGGAGAGUCUUUUGCAGUCCAUGUUUAGCAGGCCCCUCCUCUGUGCCCCAUUUGAUCCAUGCCUGUACCUUCUCCUCGUUACCAAAAGUUGAUGUGAUGCAAAACCAGCACAGUUCCCAUGCACAAUUUAAGCGUACAAUUUGCUCCUGGGCCCGGUGCUGCAGUCUUCAAACAAGCAAGUCUAACUUUUCUCUUUAGAUUCUAGUCCUGCAUAGUGCUUUGUGUUGGAAUUGCCCACUGUGGGACUGUCUGGACUAGACUGGAGCCCAGGUGAGCUCGUGGGUCAGACCAGGGUUAUCCCCAACGCUGGUGAGGUCUCGGCUUCGAGAGGGUGCAGACACCACCAAGGGGAAGGGAGAUUGCUUUAAUCCCUUAGCCUGACCCCACUCCAUGAGGUUUGGAAGGUUUGGAUGGUUGCUGUGAUGUCUAGCUGCUACCUGCUCGUGGAUAUUAGGGCUGAUGACCUUUCAGUGGAUGCUCUGCGAAGUGAACAGAGAAACGCGUCCAUGGCAAGGUCUCUUUUAGCGCUCAUUUUUAACACUAACGAUCACAUCAGGAAAAGCACUGCAUUGUAACAGCCUAACGGUAGCCCUUUAUUCUAAGCACUUGGUGUUACAAGUCAAAAACUACUUUUUGGUUUUUGUUCUAAAGUUGUCUUUUAUUUAGGGUUUGAAUUGUGGGUUUGGUGAUUUAUUUUUUAUUUUAUUUUAUUUUUGUUUUUUAAGUAACAAGCAAACUCUUUAAGGCAUAUAAAGUACGUAAGUCAAUUUGCAAAACCAGGUACAGUUUUUUUUUUUGUAGUAGGAUCUGGCACACUACACAUGCCAUAACUAUAGGGUAUAAACAGUCACAAUGUUUAUUGGUGUUCACAUAUGUAAUGUUAGGGAAAUUACUUCCAUCGUCUUUUCUUUACACUUCUGUAAAUGAUCCGUACCCUGUAUAUGUUAAUUCUUAAAAGCCUUAAUCCUUCAACUGUUGAGUGUGGGGUGUGUAGUCCAACAGGCUGCCUGUAAACUGUGAGCUCUUUUGUAAGCUGGAAGUACUUAUCUUGUUACUGUUACUUUUUUGUAGGAACCUUUUAAUUGAGAGCUGCCAAAGCAUUACAAUAUGCAGUGCCUUAGCAUUAUAUUAGAAGUACCUUUUAGCCUCUUAACGUUAAAUUUUAUACAUUGUUUUAUGAAUUGGUUCCAUUUUUAGAAUCCCCCUAUUUUUCCCUGCAGAAACGCUCUUUGACUGCCUGGUGUAAGGCAGCUGUGUGUACAAGUCAGUCCCAUUGCAGUGAGAUGCCUAUACCAAAAGGAAAGGUUUUACAGAUCCCUAGCUCUCCGUGAAAAGUGAAUUGUAUUAACGAAUGCUGCCUUUUUAAAUUUCAUGACCAAAUAAUUAAUUGUGACUCUUCUGCACUCUAGCAUGAAAGUGCCUUUGGUUUGAAAUUCCAGCUUAGAAAAGUGCUGCCAUAAUAAUGACAAUUUGUAGAGAGACCAAAAAUAUUUAGUUAUCACCGUAAUGCCUUUGGUUUAUUGGAAUAAGUUGAAUCUACAGGCCUCCAUUCACAACAGAGCACCAUUCAUAGCAAAUAGGAUUUUGCUAAUGAUCAGCCUGCUGAAGAAAAAAAAAUCUACUGUUUGCCAUUUCUGACAGCAUUGCAAACCAGCAACUGAUUCGUCUGUGAUAUAAAAAUGAAAAUAUUCCCAUUAAUAUUCUCUUCAACCGGUCGCGCACCUGCAUCGUGAGAGAUCCGUAUCCUACAGAGUUUCAGUGGACAAACGUUGCUUCAUCGAUCUCCUCUAACAGUAUUUUGGUGUCUGUGAGGAUUCUUUGCUUAGACAGAAGAAGUUUUGUUUACAAAGCUGUGCACGCUGAAGGUCAGAUGCGAACAACCAGAGGAAGGUGGAGAGCUGAGCAUAGCGAGGGUGAAUGCAAUCGUGUGGGUUUAAGCACGGAGAUGUUUGUUGGGUGUGAGCCUUGUGGAUGAAGGUGCUGCUGGGGAAACUCUGGCCAGCACGACUCAAAACACAGGGUGGCUUUGUUUUCCUCCCAGAUGGUGUCUUGGAAAAUAAAAAAGAAAAAGAAAAGAAAAAGGAAAAAAAAAAAAAGUUAUCUCCUCUUAAUAACGUGUCUGUAUUUGAUACCUUCUGUGAACGGGGGCCAUACUCUCCACCACAACUGAAAUCAAUGGGAAGAGGAGCAACGUCCUAACAAUUAUAGAAAGAACAAAUAUCAGCAAAACCAAAAGCUGUCAGAGGGAUUAUAUAGUUGUGAAUACAAUGUUAACUUGAUUUUUAAAGUAUUUGAUGAAAACUAAGAUUAACUUUUUAUAUAGAGAAAUAUUGUGACACUGUGUGGUAAAUAUUGUGAUAAUUCAAAUUCCCUUUCUCUAAAAUAUUAUUUUUGUUAUUCCUUCAAGGUCUAAAUCUCACUUACCUCUGUAAGACAAGUAAUCCUGUUGAACUCAAUGAGACUGAGGUGGGGAAAAGACACUUUUGGCCCACAAGCAGAACAUACUUUUCCAGUUACUGCCAGACUUUUUGGCUGUAGUAGUCAGUGUUGGUGAUAAACUACACCUCUGUCUCAUUCAAACGAGCAUAAUGGUACCAUUUGGGGCUGUUAAAAAUCACUACUAACAAACGUAGUUUUACUUACUUGAAUUCCAAACUGAUUUUGUUUAGGUACUGCACCACUAUUUUGAAGGAAUCGCAGAUCCAAUGCCUGUUCCUCACUUUCCCUCUCCACCACAGCUACAGCUCAGCUCGGCAGUAGCUUGUCCCCCGGGAUGGGCUCUGGGAAUAAUGAAGGGUGUACAUUGAUGUUGAAUGUAAGUACCUGGCCGCUCCGAGGCGGAUACCACAUUUGACGCGCUAAUCCGUAUCUAUUUAUUUUUCCACUGCGAGUCCCGGGGCGUGCCUGCUGCCUGCAGCAGUGCCCCUGGGAGCUCCCUGGAGCCCUCAGCCAGUCACACUGAGAGCCCUGGGGUUGUCCCCCCUUUCCUUUUCCCACGAGGAUACACGUGCCCGGGCACAGGCGGAUGUGAGGAGUAGAGCCCGGCUUUGUCCUUUGCUCAGGAUGAUCUCCUUUCCCCCUCUUAUCUUUCAUAACCAGAUGUUUAGCCCCCCCCCCCUUUCCCCCCCAAGAAAGAUUGAGGCUGGAGAAGUCAAAGUACAAGAAACACUCUGGACAUCUUCAUCUUUUAACUUUUCAGGUCAUUCUUACUGAGAUCAUGUAAUUAGUUUUAGUGUGUAAAUUAAAUCUUAAAUGCACUCGGUUGACUAAAAGGAGAUGGAUCCCUGUUACCUCCUUACAGAAUAUGUGUUUUUGUUUUUGUUUUGUUUUGUUUUAUGGGCCUCUGAUUCAGGCUCAUGACUGCAGACAAAAAAUACAAUAUGUGCCUGAAAAAAAAAAAAAAAAAAGACAAAAGAAUUUUAUAACAUUGAAAACCUGAAUAGCCUUUAAUUCUUCAGUACAUUUUAUGUAAAACAGGUUGGGUUUUUUGUUUUGUUUUGGGGUUUUUUUGCCAUGUGCAUUUGUUCACAUUUGUAAAUGACUUAAUGGAAUUCUCACUUUAUGUUUAUUUGUGUAAUGUGUAUAAAAUGGGUUUGUGACUUAAGCAUAUUCAUAUAUGGUCAGUGGUUACUUUAAUAUUGUACUGCUGCUGGUAACUUUUGAUGUAGAACUUGCCUUUUGAUGAUAAAGUACCUCUAGGUUAGACAGUGAGGGAAGGCUCUUGGAAAAAAAACUGAAUGUUCUCCAAUGUUUUCUUAACAUAUUUGCAGAAGCUUUCAAAAGGAGUUUCAGUCAAACCUCUUGGCAGUACAGUAUUCUUGUAUUUGUUAUUGUCUGUGUGUAGGUACUGGUACCUUUUUUUUUUUUUUUUUUUUGUUUAAAAUGUUUUAAGUGUUGGCUUUAAAGUGAAUUUAUCUUUAGUAUGAUAGUAAGAUGAAAAUUAUAGGUUUUGUGUGCAGAGAAUUUUUUUAUAAAGUGCUUUGUAAAAAAAAAAAAAAUGUAUUCUAGCUUUCGCGGUACAUAUGUGUGAUAACUUUAAUAUCCAUGACAGUUAAGUGCAAUUAUUUCAUCACUCUAAAAAUGCUAUUUUUGUGUCGGUUACUGCAGGUGUUUUCAUGUCUUUGCAAAGUGACACAUUUUGAUGCCUUCUUGAUAAAGUGGUAGAAUUUUUGUAGCUUUCUAGAAACUUUGUAUUCAUACAGUAUCAAUUGAAAAUAAAGAAAAUGAAAGUGUUUUGUGCA